CGCCUCAUCCCGGAAGUUGUCCAUCGUUUGCUUUCAGGAAGCGGCGCAUCAUCAUCCUCAGCGCUUCCACAACAUCGCAGACAGGACAGGGGCCAAAACAACGAACCGCCCACUGAUGAAGUGACCAACUGGAGACCAUGUCCUCAUUCCAGGUGGUGGAUUCCUCACCUGGCAGCAGUGUCAUGAGUAUCAUGGAAACGUCCAAUUUUGCUCACGUCAUUUUCCAAAAUGUCGGCAAAAGUUUCCUGCCUCAGGCACCACUGGAGUGUCGCUACACUCUCACCCCUUACAUCACGCCUCACUUCAAGGACUGGGUGGGCAUUUUUAAGGUUGGCUGGAGCACAGCUCGGGAUUACUACACCUUCGUGUGGUCCCCCAUGCCUGAAAAAUACGAGCCAGGAAGUACUGUGAACAGGACUGUGGUGUUCCAAGGUUACUACGUUCCCAAGUCUGACGGGGAAUUCUACCAGUUCUGUUAUGUGACACAUGGCGGCGACAUAAGAGGGGCAAGUACGCCCUUCCAGUUCAGAGCAGCCACACCCACCGAGGAGCUUCUGACCGUUAGUGAGGAAGACAGUAAUUCCGAUAUACUGGUGGUCACCAACAAAACUGGCCUGCUGGAGCGUGUGGAGGAGACGCAACAGGAGCUCAGGGAGCUACUGAAAUCAAAGCGUCUCCUUCAAGAAGAAAAACAGCAGCUGCAGGAGGAGCAGAAGCGACUUUCACGCGAGCGGGAGCAAGAGAGGGAGACGUGCUGCCUACUCCGAACACACAAUCAGGAGCUCCUGCGCUCCUCGCAAUGUCUGUCAGAGGAACGUGAGGAGGUAAGAAGGAGGCUAACGGAGGCGACGGAUAGAGUGCGGCAGCUCGAAGAGGACCUGUUAGGAGUCACUCAAAGGGGCCUCCAGAAAGAGACCGAGCUGGACUGCUUGCGUGACCGUUUGAAGAAGCUGACAGCUGAGAGAGAUAACUUGGAAAUCCAGUUGAAGAAUGAAAAGGAUGAGAGGGAUCUUUACAAGACUCACCUGCGUAGCACAGAACUGGAGAAUACCAAGCUGAGCGCCGAGCUGCAGAUGCUGAAGGCAGUGGAGCUCAAUCGAGAGGUGACCAUCGCUCAGUUCCAGGAGGAGCUGGACAGGCUGCGUAGCUGUGCGGCACAACGUGACAGUCUGGAGAAAGAGUUGCUUACACUCAAAGAUGACAAGGCUGAGUUGGCGCGUGUGCGCGAGCAGCUACGCCAGGCCGAAGAGCAGCUGGCAGCAUCCCGCCAGCAAGCGUCCUUGCUGGCUUCGGAGCUCCGCGACUCGGCCAGCGCCCGCGACCACUCCAUGACGGAACUGUACCGCGCCCGCCUGGAGGUUGACAAACUCCGCGCCAGCCUUUCUGACGCGCAGGCCGAAUGCCAAAAAAUGGAGGAACAGCUGGACCGCAUGAGAAGCACUGCACACAAGGAGAUGGGUGUCGGGACCAAUGGCGAGCCCAAUGGCGAGCCGGCUCCUAGCAUGCUAAUCGUGUCAGAAGCAGAAGCCGAACUGCAGAGGGAGGUUGAAGAACUGAAGCUGCGUCUCCACAUGGCGGCCGAGCACUAUAAGGAAAAAUACAGAGAGUGCCAGCGGCUCCGCAGGCAGGUGGCCAAACUGAACACUAGCGAGUCGCACGUGGAGCACAAGAGAAACGCGUCUACCGAGACAGUCUUGGAGCCACUGACGCCAACUCCUGAUUCACCUACAGCAGAAAGUAUUGCCCUCCAAGAGGCCUCAACCUUGACAAUCAGCACUGAACUUGAAAACCCGGAAUGUACACACAGCACCACAGACAUUGAGGAGAAGCAGGACGACGACAAGUCGGCCCAGGAACGAGAAGAUGACGAGAGGAGGGAGGACAGCUUGCGCAUGACGAGCUGGGUGGAGGUCCGGACCAAGUGGGCGGGCGCGGGGGCGGAGCAGACAGAGGAGGAGGAUGCGGGGGAUAUGUCGGACGAGAGAAGACAGGAAGAAGAAACUGCACAACAGAGCCACUCUGUGGAGGAGGAGCUGGCGCUAAUGGAAGAAAAGUGGAAGGAGCAGUGCGCCAUUAAUGAGACGCUCAAACAGCGGCUGGCCAAUGAGGAAGAGCGAUUUCGAGUACAGAUGGCAGAGAGGACCAGCGAGGUGAUGGAGUUGAAACGUGACCUUGCUCAGGCUUUGAAAGACAAGGGGAGACUACAAGAGGAAUUGCAUCACUUCCUAAGUCGUGAGCAUGACCGUGGUGACGAAGCAGAGGUCGGGCGAGCAUUGGUGCUAAGGUACCCGCUGCCAUACCCGCAGGACCCCUCGCCACCUCCCCUGGUGCCACAAAGGCCUGCCGAACUGCAGUUUGGUAACCCAUAUGGCAACGAAGGCACACAUGACCAGGAAACAGAUGUCUCACUUUCUCCGGAACAAUUGAGCCGUCCUCCACCUGAAGCCCCGCCUUGUGCCACUCCCUGCGCGCCGCCAAUCACUCUAACAGACCUAAACUCCAACCCCGGGGCAGGCUGGGACCAAGAGGUGGUCCGCAUCCAGCCUUCACGCAGCACCAGCCCCCCAAAGACCGCGGAGAACCCACCUGAGGAAGUGCACAAUGCGGGUGACGGAGCUCAGACAUCCCGCGAUCGUCCGCCCGGCAGAAGGGACGAAACAAGGACCAACUUCUGCUUUGAUUCCAGCAACGUCCACAAGCGUUGCCCACUGUGCGAGGUGAUCUUUCCACCCCACUUUGAGCAACGUAGCUUCGAGCAGCACGUGGAAAGCCACUGGAAGGUGUGCCCCGUGUGCGCCGAGCAGUUCCCCCUCGACUGCCAGCAGAGCGUCUUCGAGAGACACGUCCUCACGCACUUCGACGGCCACGUGCUCAACUUCGAUCAGAUCGAGUGAUGGAAGCUUCGCCGGUUCACGUUCGGUUGUGUCGUUAAGUGUACAAUCAAUGGCAGUAUUUAUUUUUUUUGCAGGUUACAAUAUGGGAGCUUCGUACUCCAGCUCACAAAAGCUUUGCUUCCACUUAAUCCUUUAUUUGAAAGCUCAUUUUGUUCCCACUUGCCGGUGCAUGUGGAUAUUGUGUUCAAAACAAUUGGAGAAAACACAAUUGUGUGUAAAAAAAUAAGUGUAAUUGUGAGACGUCGUCGAAUGGACUUAAUCGCUUCCGAACCAUUACGCUGCUCUUCCUCAGGAAAGAGGAUUAACAUCGAUUGCCAUUGACAGCAAUAGACGUUUGAUCCAUUUGAACUGGAACUAUUGGGCAUCUACCACCGUCAAUGGCAACGAAACGUGGAAAAAAAGCAUUACAUUUUAAUGUAUCUGCACUAAACAAGGCUUUAUUCUGAAUGUAAUGUACAUAAUGGAAAUAUGUGUGAUGUGUACUGUUACUGCUCUCGCGUGCACUUUCAGUGGUCAUGUACAACCCCUAGCAAAAAGUAUGGAAUCACCAGUCUCGGGUGAGCAAUCAGACAUUUUAUCAUGUAGGUCAAACUUGGAUAAAAAGCUUGAAAAAAUAAUGAAUUAGUUCAAAAGUGCAACUCUUUAGAAUUCAGAAACACUAAAUGAAAUGAAUAAAUGCAGAUUCUUGACUCUUGACAAGGUGAUGAUGCUGGAACCUUUGUUUGGUGCUGUUCCAGUGAGAUUUACAAAAAUGACUGCCUGAAGAAAACUUUUUUUUCCUCAGAAUGGAGUGAUUCCAUAUAUAUUUCCCUGCAUUUGCUCUAUGGCGGAAAACACUCAGGUGACUUGAAGUUCCGCUCUGAGACCGAAUUUGGCCAAAUUUCAAAAUGGUCCUAUAUGCAUGUGUGAGACAUAAUUGGAAAGCUUAAAAUGUCAAUUUUCUGGGGGAAGAAAAAAAUUUGAAAAGGAGGGCAUUUAAAAUAUACAGUGGGGAGAACAAGUAUUUGAUACACUGCCAAUGGGUUUUCCCAUUGGCAGUGUAUCAAAUACUUGUUCUCCCCAGUCUGUAUAUAUAUAUAUAUAUAUAUAUAUCAGGGGUCGCGUUAACCGAAUAUUUUCCGUCGUUGACCGUUUUUUUAAAACGGUGACGGAAAAAACUGAAGUCCAUCAGUCAUUUUGACAGGUUGCCAUUCACACCCCAGACCACAGGAUGGCGAGUGAGCAUAUUAAUUAGCUAUUGUCUCUCUUGAUGCAUGACGUCGUUGGCCUUACUCGGAAAAAUGUCCGAACUAGCAUUCAAGUGUAGCAAACACGGAAACGUUAGGAAGCUUUGGAGAGCAUUGUCUAAGGCUACGUUCAUUCUACAGGUCUUAAUGGACGGAUCCAAUUUUUUCGUGUUUUUCCGACUCGAGUCAGGCAUUAACUUGACAGUCUGAACGGGACAAGUCGCAUAGAAGUGGACCAUUUCAAAUCCGAUCUGGGUCAUUUUUGUAUGUGGUUCAAAUCCGAUCUGGGCCACAUUUUUCCAGACUGUCACGGCGGUCUGUACCGUCCAGUGUCCCAAAUCCGAUUUCAGCUGUGCGUUAUUAGUGCCUAGCUUGCAGUGAACACGGCUUUUGGAGACAGUCAACAACAGUCAUAAAAAAAAUAAAAAUGGGUUGAGGAUAAGCAUGAGAAUGAUCGGUUUUCUUUCUGCUCUAUGUGAGCUGUAUUUCAACAUUUCCUACACGGCCGAGAGUCGGGAGAGGGGUCUGGCUGCAGCCAGUCUUGGAGCGUCGGGGAAAACUGCCCGUAUGUGUGUGUGACAUGCACGGACAGUGCGUGCAUGCUAUCGAUCCAUAUAAACUGUGAAUAUACGUCUAAACGGGGAUUAUUUAUGUCUGUUAUUUGUCUCCUCCCCGUGUCGGACUGCGAAUUAAAGCGCAUGCGUAAUACUUGAAUGGUCUCAAUGGACAAAAGCAGUCUGAACGGGCACGCCAAAAAAAACGGAUAUGACAAAAAAAUCGGAUUUGUGCAUUAAGACCUGUAGUAUGAACGUAGCCUAAUUGAAUGAGCAGGGACAAACAGCUUGGAGUCAGAAGUACAUGCGCUAUUCCCAAACCUGAACGCACCCAGAGUCUUGGAUGACAAAUCAACAGAGCAGAGAGUAGACACAACAUGGCUGGUAGUUUUUUCAAUUUAUUCAGAGUUGAAUAAGUAACGCACCACUUUUGACCAACACUGCUAUUGAAUAUGUCAUUAUUAUCAUUUUAAAAAUUUAAGUGACGGGUAAAAAUAGAUUAUGACCGGAUUUUUAUGACCCUGUCAGUCAAAAUGACAGACAACGAAAAAGUCUAGCGCAACCUCUGAUAUAUAUAUAUAUAUAUACACACACACACACACACACAGUGACACCCUAUCUGGAGGUGAGAGCAGAAUUAAAGACGCAAUGACUUUAACGAGAUAUUAUCGCGUUCUUGUUUCGAUCCAAAUACUCUGUGUAGCAUGUAUGAGUGUCAAGACACAGCUGUGAAUGGCCACAGCUGGAUUUUUGGGGGAUUUUAUGGGUGAAACAUGGUAAUAUAACAAGGGUCGAGAUACAGAAAUUGCAGACAUCAAGGAGUGGUCAAUAUGUUCUUUUUCAUAUAUUUACCCUUUUAAAUGUUUUUUUUCUCAAUUUGUCUUUGUUUGGAUCGAUUAUCAUCUAACAUAUCGGGGAAAAUGCACAGUAACGAAAAAAAUACAAUUAAGCAAUAGUUAUGUGGAUAUCCGUGAGUUUUUUACAGAUGCUAAUUUUGUCAUUGUGACGUAAUUUGUUAAAAAGUUUAAAAGAUGCGAUUAUGAACUUUUUAAUUGUUUUAACAAAAUAUUAGACGUCAAUGAUUCUAAGCUAAAAAUGACAGACAUUUCGAAUAAUAAAUACGAUUACUUACCUUUUUAUGGCUAGGUUGAAACCAAAGCAGUUGCGCGAAGUCUGUAAACGGGGGUUUCCAGGGUAAAACGGCCAAAUUAAAAAUAGUUUGGGGGCUUAAUUCGCCAUGAAUCUGCUAUAGCAGCAUAUAGACCUAUUGUUCUAUCAAACACAACAGUUGUUUUGGCUUAAAGAGGAGGGCAAGAGCAGAAACGGCUUUUUCAGUCUUGUCUGUGUUUUCUGCCCUAUAAAAGUAACAUUUACUGACCACCACAAUAUUUUGUAUUCAUUUUAGGGUUUCUGAAUGCUAAAAAGUUGCACUUUUGAACUAAUUCAUUAUUUUUUCAAGUUUAAAAAAAAAAAAAAAUUAAUCGGAGUUUGUUCUCCAUGAUAAAAUGUCUGAGUGCUCGUCCGAGACUUGUGAUUCCAUACUUUUUGCUAGGGGUUGUAUGGCCAUAUUUCAUGUUCUCAUGAAAAGUACAUUAAUUGUAAUGUCCACAUCACCGCUCUGUCGUUGCGGUGUCGUUAAUUCAGGCUUUCAAAAUUGCUCCCAAUCACAUUCCAGUGUGUGAAUGGUAAAAAUCUUGAUGAAUAAAUGAGCUUACCCAAGUGUACCCGACUUUUU
Messenger RNA from Corythoichthys intestinalis (scribbled pipefish), 6409 nucleotides. RefSeq names its product Tax1 (human T-cell leukemia virus type I) binding protein 1a (gene tax1bp1a). The record is from RefSeq and is a predicted model, not a curated record. Bases 138 to 2894 code for a protein of 918 amino acids. The transcript has 17 exons. NCBI's taxonomy places the organism in Eukaryota, Metazoa, Chordata, Actinopteri, Syngnathiformes, Syngnathidae.